GAUUUGACAUUUAACACUUUUGAAAGUUGUUAUUAGUUAUAAUUGUUUUUAUUUUUGUUUUAAACGAUGGAUUCGUUUCUCGAACCCUCUAUAAGUGUCCCAGAACCAACGCCAAUAGAUAAAUACAUAUUUAGACCAGUUGUUCCUGAAGUUUCUAUGAUUAGCAAUACAAAAACAAGUUUAGACGAAUUCUCUUCCCAAGAAAAUCUUUUACAAAUGAAACGAUUCGAUACUUCAACUACGGAUAAUGCCAUUCCCGUAGGUUAUAGAACGUUACAAGCUCAAUUCGCCAAGAAACAAGUAAGAUUUGAAAGUCCUACAUCGCAAAUUAACACACACAAACCCUUAUCUUCCGAUAAUAGAGAAACUAUAGCUUCUAGUUAUCAAAAUUUUAGUGCAAUUCGUAAACAAGUCCCUCCUAAUAAUCCAAAACCAUUCGAACAAAUUUAUAUGGCAAAUAUACCAGAUAGAAAACUAGAUUUAAGUUUAAUAGAUUUACCCAAAAGGAAAUUAAAUGUAGUAGAAAAAUCACAUAAUUCUGAUAAUGAAGUUAGUAAAAAUGUAGAUUUAUUAGGGACGGAUAAUGAGGAAUCUUCUAGUAAUACAGAAAAUAAAGAAAAUAAAACACCUAAAACUUAUCAAGAUUAUUUAGAACUUCAAAAAAAAAUUAUUUCAAAAAGAAAAAUGCAUAAUGAUUCUGUAACUGAUAUAUUCAAUUAUAAAAGAAAUCAAAACUGUGAUGUACCAAAAGUAUAUACUGAAAAUGGAACUAUAUCUGAUGUACAACAAAAGUAUGAUAAAGUAUUUAAUGUAAUUGAUGAUAAUCAGUUACAAAAAUCGGAAGUACCAAACCCAAUUUACAAUACAUCAGUUCAAACUUGGCUUUCACGCAAUCCACAAUCAGAAACAUCCCAUUUGCAAUCCUCAAACCCUCAAGUUACUAAAUCUAUUAUCAAACAAAAAUGUGACAUGGAAACGCAAACGUGCCCUAGUGAUGUAACAGAUGACAAAGCAUUGGAAACCAAGAAGUAUAGUGAACCCAAUACUAGUGAUUUACUCAAAAUUAUCGCCCAACAAAAUGAGCAGCUUCUAAUUCUACAAAAACAGGUAGCGUUGCUAUUGGAACGCGAUAGAAAUUAUACGAAACCAAUAGAAGCGCCAAUUGAAGAUAGAAAAGUACCAGAAACGAAAACGUGUACUAUGAAUUCCACUCCGCAAAAAAAACAUUUCAGACAAGAGAAUAUGAUAACCAGACAAUCCAGUAUAUUCCAGGAUAACCAAAGGAAAUGGGGGAUGUCGAAAUUUUCCAUAAAUUUAACCACUAGUUUCGAUAUGCCCAUUAGAUCCCAACAAAAACAGAAUUUUUUCAAUAACGAACCGCAAAUACAGGAAAUAACCGAGUCGGAUACGUCGAGAAAAAACGACAAUCACCUCGAACAAUCUCUACAUUUACAAGAACCUGUGAAUGUAAGGGAGCAAUGUCCAAGUCCUCAACCCAGCAUUAAUAUAAACAUGAACGAUUACGAAAGUUCAGAUGAAGAAUCGUCUUCGGAAAUCGGCGCUUCUUUCUAUAAUAAUCUCAUGGGGCAAGUUAACAACAUAUUGAAGAAAGCGCAUUUGAAAAAUGAAAAAGUGCCUGAAGAUGAAACUUUGGAUAAAGUUAAGGAAGCUACGUUGAAACAUUUGAAGAAUUUAGGUAUCACCGUCGACGAUAGAACAGAUUUUGUUAGAAAUAAUGGAAAUUACAGUCCUUCGGAAAUCAGUCUUACAGUGAAGCAAUUAUUGAUGAAAUAUCUACCGAAAGAUCAAGGGAAACAGCAAGAAAAGGGAUUUCCCGGAGUUUCUGAAGGGGUACUAGAAGCUAGACCGGAAUUUUCUAUGGCUAGUUUGGAAUAUAUGAAAAAAUAUAAUUUGAUAGCUUCCAAAGGAACAGUUCCCGAUAUUAUUAAUCAGAAAAAUAUUGAACGAAAUGGUUAUAAUAAUCAAGAGCAGAAUAGGAGAAUACUUGAUUUGACGGCUUUGAAAAUGCAACCAAAACUUUUAUAAUAAUAAAAAUGUUAUAUUUAUAUUUUUAAUAAAAAUCUGUAA
Molecule: messenger RNA, 2088 nt
Organism: Diorhabda carinulata
Lineage: Eukaryota; Metazoa; Arthropoda; Insecta; Coleoptera; Chrysomelidae
Exons: 3
Coding region: 67-2046 (659 amino acids)
Source: RefSeq, a predicted model, not a curated record